Molecule: messenger RNA, 2387 nt
Organism: Siniperca chuatsi (mandarin fish)
Lineage: Eukaryota; Metazoa; Chordata; Actinopteri; Centrarchiformes; Sinipercidae
Gene: ccne1
Product: cyclin E1
Exons: 12
Coding region: 200-1546 (448 amino acids)
Biological process (GO): G1/S transition of mitotic cell cycle; regulation of cyclin-dependent protein serine/threonine kinase activity
Cellular component (GO): cytoplasm; centrosome; nucleus
Molecular function (GO): cyclin-dependent protein serine/threonine kinase regulator activity
Source: RefSeq, a predicted model, not a curated record
AUCAAGUCAUCUGUUCCCUACAAGGCGCCAGCUCAGUGAACUAGCCCGGCCUGGCACACACAGAGCACCUCCGAGUCUGAACAACAGGCGUUGAAGUUAAACAAUAUUCAUAUUUAUAUUUUAGACGUGGGUAAGAGUGAACUUCAAGGGGAGAAUCUUGAGGUUUACUCUGAAACUGACACAUACACCUCUGAGUAUAAUGCGAGGAAAACGGGAAGAGACAGAACCAAAGUCUGUUGCUCCCGAGGCGCCCAAGGAAAAUACAGUUCGGCCGAGAAAGAGGAAGGCAGAUGUUGCCAUUUAUUUGCAAGAUCUGGAUGAGGAGGUAGCAGAGAUGACGAAGAAGAAGCAGCGUGACUGUGAGCUGGGCUGGAGUCCUGAUGCUUGUUACACAAGUCCACACAGGUGGAUCCCCACACCUGAUCAGGAAGAAGACCAACCAGUUGCCCUGAUAAACACAUGCUUCCCCCACUACAACUUUAACAACAUAUUUGUAACCCCUGUGCAUUGCACCCCACUUCCUGCGCUGUGCUGGGCCAGUAAGGAUGUGGUAUGGAACAACAUGUUGGAGAAGGAUAAGACCUACACCAGGGACGUCCACAUGAUGGAGAAGCAUCCUCAUCUGCAGCCCAAGAUGAGGGCAGUUCUCCUGGACUGGCUCAUGGAGGUGAGUGAGGUGUACAAACUGCACAGGGAGACAUACCACCUCGCUCAGGACUACUUUGAUCGCUUCAUGGCCACACAGAGAAACGUCUUCAAAUCAACGCUGCAGCUAAUAGGCAUCACCUGUCUCUUCAUCGCUGCCAAAGUAGAGGAGAUGUAUCCUCCCAAGGUCCACCAGUUUGCCUAUGUUACAGAUGAAGCCUGCACUGAAGAUGAGAUUCUCAGUAUGGAAGUCAUUAUUAUGAAGGAGCUGAAGUGGAGUCUCAGCCCACAGACUCCCAUCUCCUGGCUCAAUGUUUACAUGCAGGUGGCCUACCUGAAAGAGACAGACGAGUUGCUCAUCCCCAGAUACCCCCAGGCUACCUUCACACAGAUUGCAGAGUUGUUGGACCUGUGUAUGCUAGAUGUGCGUUGCCUUGAGUUUUCCAAUGGCAUCCUUGCUGCUUCAGCCCUGUUUCACUUCUCCUCUCUGGAGCUGGUGGAAAACGUCUCAGCUCUGAAGAGGGUGGAGGUAGAGGAAUGCGUGAGAUGGAUGGUACCAUUCGCCAUGGUGCUGCGGGAGGUUGGUGGGUCGCCUAUGAAAACAUUCACAGGAAUCCCUGCAGAUGACAUGCACAACAUCCAGACCCAUGUCCCCUACCUUGCAUGGCUGGACAAGGCCUACUCUUACCAUGAUGUGGAGUUGGAGCAUCACAGCAACUGUCCUGUCCCUUCAGGCGUCCUGACUCCACCCCUGAGCAGUGAGAAAACUGAAGAGUUGGUCCGAGUGGAUGCAGCUGUGCUGAAAAUCAGACAGAGGAUGCGUACUCACCACCACAGCAGUACUUUCCAAAGAAGCGAAGCAAACACUGAAACUGACAAGACAACAGUAAAUCCUAAUUAGACUUUUACAUUAUAGCUGAAAGGAAAAACAACUGUGUUGACCAGUACACAUGAACAAUAGAGUUUCAGUGGGGAAACAUUAUUGGAAAUUGUAUUUUCUCCUUUCAAAGUCAUGCUGAUUACUUGGACCCAGAUGCUUUUUAAAUGUCUGUUGUGGGUGCACACACUGACUAAAUUUGCUAAACGCUGAUACACAAUGAGCAAAUAGUUUCCCCACUGGAAUCUUAUCUAUUUAACCCUCCAGUUUGGAUGAAAACACAAAGCAAAGGGUUGUUAGGGAUGGGACAGCUCAAGAGGAAAUUUUUGUUUUUGAAUAGCAUUGCACCCAAAUGCUUGCAUUAAUUUUCAACCACACCUACAUUUAGUGGUUGUCAUUUUUUAUUUUCUAUGCAGAGGCCAAAUUGAAUGGACAUUUUGUGGAGUUUCUACUUGACGUAGUGUUUGUUUGUUUUUAAUCUAUUAGUGGCCUCAUUUGCCCAAAAACUAUUCCUAGGGUCAUGUUUGGCUCUAUGUGCUGCUAUAAAAGUGGGCUUUGCAUGAUGGAGUGUGUGUGUGUGUGUGUGUGUGUGUGUGUGAGAGAGAGAGAGAGAGAGAGGUAGUGUGUUUUUUGUUUCUACUCUUGUCAUUUUAUUGGACAAAACAUGGCCAUGUUUUGCUUAGGGACCAGUAGCUUGGCUACCUAAAUGGACAAGUGAACCAGCCAGGCUUCAGAAGCUAAAAUAUUGAUUGUAUUUAACUUUUUAUUUUUAUCCCAACCUGCGGUUUGUUUCCCCACCACCAAAAUGUAAGAUUUCUAUUUUACUUUUUAAAAUAAAAUGCUGCUACAUAUUUUCCAUUAAAGA